UCCAAAGAUGAAGACUUCCUUUGUUUUAGCUGUUUUAGUUUGUGUCGGUCUAACCGUGAGCGCCCAAAAGAAUGACUUCUUGUGCGAUGCCUGCGUAGGAUUGGCAAACGUGGUCCAGGAAUACGUACGAAAAGACAUUCCAUUGAGUGAAGUUGAAGAAGAAGUAAAAGAAUUGUGUAAGAUUUUACCAGGAGACUUGGAAGAUUUAUGCGAAGAAAAACUCCUUCCAGAAGUCGAUAAUAUCUACAACCAGCUGAAUAGCACAACGCCCCAAGAAAUAUGCGAAUUUUUGGAAUUUUGUGAACAACAAUAAUAUGACUGUUAAAAGAAAUGUUAUUUAAAAAAUAAACAAAUACUUUGUUAUUUAUU
Diabrotica balteata is the source of this 369-nucleotide messenger RNA. Lineage: Eukaryota; Metazoa; Arthropoda; Insecta; Coleoptera; Chrysomelidae. The record is from the annotation of a GenBank genome assembly.